This is a messenger RNA of Penicillium arizonense, 609 nucleotides long. RefSeq names its product ferredoxin family 2Fe-2S iron-sulfur cluster binding protein. Lineage: Eukaryota; Fungi; Ascomycota; Eurotiomycetes; Eurotiales; Aspergillaceae. Gene Ontology annotation, molecular function: 2 iron, 2 sulfur cluster binding. The transcript is spliced from 3 exons. Gene Ontology annotation, cellular component: mitochondrion. The record is from RefSeq and is a predicted model, not a curated record. Bases 1 to 609 code for a protein of 202 amino acids. Gene Ontology annotation, biological process: positive regulation of oxidoreductase activity; P450-containing electron transport chain.
AUGGUUUUUUGGCGUCAAGUAGGCCAGCAAUUGUGCCGUGUACCAAAAACCGCCAGCGACAUCGGCCUGACUCAAUCGCGGAGAUACAUGACAUUCUCAAGGACGAGGACUAUCGGAACCACAACACAGCUUCGGUCAACUUUGGCCGUACACCGGAGCCUACAAUCAUCAUGGCAAGGAUAUAGCGCAGCCCGGCGCUCUUUCUCUGUGACCGCACAAGCUGCGCAUGGUCAUAUCACGCCGCCAAAGCCCGGUGAAGAGAUCAACAUCACAUUUAUCGACAAGGAUGGCAACAAGGUUGAUCUUCAGGUUGCCGAGGGCGACAACUUGCUAGACAUCGCCCAGGCGAAUGAUCUCGAGAUGGAGGGUGCCUGUGGUGGAUCCUGUGCUUGCUCAACAUGCCAUGUAAUUGUGGAGGACCCGGACAUGUUUGACCGAAUGGAGGAGCCAUCUGACGACGAGAACGACAUGCUGGAUCUGGCAUUCGGCCUGACUGAGACAUCGCGGCUGGGCUGCCAGGUGCUCAUGACCAAGGAUCUGGACGGACUAGUAGUGCGACUGCCGUCCAUGACACGGAACCUACAAGCAAGCGACUUUGAGGCGAAAUAA